Messenger RNA from Schizophyllum commune H4-8, 1346 nucleotides. RefSeq lists its product as uncharacterized. Bases 21 to 902 code for a protein of 293 amino acids. The record is from RefSeq and is a predicted model, not a curated record. The transcript has 3 exons. Lineage: Eukaryota; Fungi; Basidiomycota; Agaricomycetes; Agaricales; Schizophyllaceae.
CAGCCUUAUCACCCACCGCCAUGACAUCGACCGCGGCGUCGCCGGAGUCGCAGAAGAGGCAGCAGCGCAAGCCGCCGCUCUCCUCCUUCCCCACCGUCAAGAUCUUCACUCCCCCCGCAGGCCUCCAUUCGCGCAAGAUCGACGAGUGGUGCCUCACGCUCUGCACCCAGAGCACGUUCAACCGGCACCAGGGCCGCCUGCCCGAGUGCCACUCGGUGUGCCUCCGCCGCGUGUUCCCCCUCGAAGUGCGCCGCCUGAUGGCGCUGCACCAGUCGCGCAACCCGGGCGCGGGCGCGGGGGCCCUGCCGCCGCUGCCGCCCGAGGGCCAGCCGGAGCGCGUGCCGUGGCAGCUCGGCGGGAAGCGCGGGAAGGUGGAGAGCGACGCGAUGGACGCGGACUACGACGAGGACGACCCGCCGACGGGCAUCCCGGGCCGCGUGCUCGAGCCGCCGCGGACGUGGAAGGAGGGGUGGUACCUGUGGUCGAUGGGCAGCCUGUCUGCGUUCUGGAACCACACGCACCAGAUGGCGACGACGCUGGAGAACGUCGACCAGAACGGGAAGGUGAAGCGGCCCCCACGCCGUCAGCCCGCUCGCCUGGUCGAGAUCGACCAUGAGUUUGAUAAUCACACGGAGGAGAAUCUUCUGAUCCCCAUUCCUCCCGAUACUCCUCCGAUUAUCGAGCCCGUCAAGAAGUUCCUCAAGCCCAGUGGUCUCGUCCUUAACCUCUUCUACGACAGCGUCGUCGAGGGGCACCAGCGCGAGUUCUUCGGCCGCGUCUGGGAGAAGGCCCAGACGGACGAGCCCUGGAAACUCGCGUACAACUCCGUCAAACGCUUCUACGAAAGGUGGAAGCAGAACGCGCGCUCGGGUGACGACGAUGAGGAGGAGAAGAGGAGAUAGUCGACAGUGUUUCACGACAAUUUGCCUACGGCAUCCGGUUGGCAUCCUCCUACCUACGCAUCUUCGGUCGUCGCUUUCUACUCACCUUUCUACCCACCUACUCUCAGCCGUAGUCAGUCUUUCCCGAUAGACUUCGCUGUCGCUAUAACCCCUUCAUCUCUCAUUUCUAACGCACAUAAUCAACAUGCUUGUAGCCUUUAUGACGCCGCUCAUUGAAUGUAAUGCUAGUAAUUUAGACGGACGGUGCUCUAAUGGACGCGGGUCACUCAGCUACUGAGCGCGUUAUCGUAGAGUUCUUCGUCGUUGCGCGUCGGGAGGGCAGCUGCUCGCAGAUGAAAGGUCGCACCAGGAUAUCUGAUUAAGAAUUAUGCCGCGUAGCCGCUCUGACAUACUGGCCCGCCAUACACGUUAAUACAUAAAAAGCCCCAGUCCUUGUGGCAUCGA